AUGCGCCGUCGCCAAUGGACCGUGGUCGGCCUCAUCGCCUUCCUGACGAUAUGUGCAUACACGAUAUUCCGAAUCCCUCCCGACCAGCGACCGAUAGCCCCCGUCCCGGGCUCAGCGAAACCCCCUCCGCCACAGGAACCCCAAAAGCCGCCCGGCGACGAUGCCGCCAAUAGCGGUGGCGGCGGCUCGCCUCCCGACAGACGACCUAAGCCCGCCUCCGGCACCGGCUCGCACCCCAUGUGGCACCUCAUGACGAGCGCCGAGAAGGACUUCCAGGACACGCUGAGGCGCCAGUCCAAGACGCUCGAGGACGCCGUCAAGGAGUAUAGGAGGCGCUACGGCAUUCCGCCGCCGCCCAACUUCGACAAGUGGUUCGACUUUGCAAAGGCCAACGGCGUGCAGCUCAUCGACGAGUUCGACAUGAUCAACGAAAUGCUCACGCCCUUUUGGGGCCUGAAACCCGCGACGAUACGGGAGCGCGCCAGGGAGGCACUGGGCUUCGACAACAACCUGCUCGGCCUCCUGAUCCGAGACCACAAGGUAUCGCACAUCCAGGGCGGGCAGGACUGGCAGCGAGACGCAACCUCGGGCAUGAUUGAAAAGUUCAUCCAGUACCUGCCGAGUAUGGACCUCGCCUUCAACAUCCACGACGAGCCGCGCGUCGUGGUGCCCCACGAGGACCUCGCUCGUCUCGUGACCCGCGCCAAGGACGUCAACAUGCCCAAGGCGAACGCCGCCGUGAACCCCGAGAACGCCUUCACUAAGCGCGCCGGCGACCUGAGCGACGGCAAGAUCAUCGUGGAGUAUAAGCAGACCCGCUUCAACGUCUUCGCCCACCAGCCUACCUGGACACACUCCCGCAUGUCAUGCCCGCCCGACACCCCCUCCCGCGGCCUCGAGGAGGACGAGCUCGCGGACGACCGCAGCAAGUACGGCGUCAGCGAGCUCGGCUUCGUCUACAACAUCACCGCCAUGUCCGACGUCUGUCUCUCGCCGUCCCUCCGUGAGACGUACGGCUUCUUCGACCGCCCCAACGCGUACAACGUCGUCCACGAUCUCUUUCCCAUCUUCUCGCAGUCCAAGAUUUCGUCCUACAACGACAUCCUCUACCCCUCGCCUUGGUACUGGUACAAAAAGGUUGCCUACGACGAGUCCAAGGACAUGCUCUGGGAGCAGAAGCAGGACCGCCUCUACUGGCGCGGCUCCACGACGGGCGGGUUCUCGCGCAACGGCGGCUGGCGCCGCCAGCACCGCCAGCACCUUGUGCAAAAGAUCAACGCCGCCGACCAGGCCAAGAUCUACACCAACCGCGGCGACGACAAGAGCCCCAAGUGGGAGGUGAAGGAGGUGCCCCGCGGCGACUACCGCGAGAUCAUCGACGUCUACUUCUCGCACGUCGGGCAGUGCGACCCGGGCGACUGCGACGCCCAGAAGGAGUUCUUCAAGGUCCAGGGCCACGCCGAGCAACAGGAUGCCUGGAAGUACAAGUAUCUCCUCGACAUGGACGGCAACGCCUUCUCGGGCCGCUUCUACGCCUUUUUGCAGUCGCGCUCCCUCGUCUUCAAGCUCGCCAUCUUCCGCGAGUGGCACUUUGAGUGGCUUCGCCCUUGGGCACACUACGUGCCCCUGAGCCUGCAGGGUGACGACUGGCUCGAGGCCGUGCGCUUCUUCGGCGACGGCGCCCUGGGCCGCAACGAGGCGGAGCGCAUGGCCAUCAGCAGCCGCGAGUGGGCGAACAAGGUGCUCCGCAAGGAGGACAUGGAGGUCUGGUUCUUCCGCCUCCUCUUGGAGUACGGUCGCGUCAUCGACGACAGGAGAGACAGCAUUGGCUUCUCCGUCGGCGCCAACCCGCAACCGCCGGCGUAG
Messenger RNA from Colletotrichum higginsianum IMI 349063, 1866 nucleotides. Its product is annotated as Capsule-associated protein. Lineage: Eukaryota; Fungi; Ascomycota; Sordariomycetes; Glomerellales; Glomerellaceae. The record is from RefSeq and is a predicted model, not a curated record. The transcript has 2 exons. The coding region runs from base 1 to 1866 and encodes 621 amino acids.